AUGGCCAGCCAUGAUUCUGCAUCGGAAGAAGAUCUAGAAAUUGCCAGAAUUUUAGACGAAAGACAUUCUAAAAACACGACCAAAAGUACUAAAACGGCAUUGAAAGCAUUUGUAAAAGCUGCCGGAAAUGUAGCCGAGUUACAAGACAAAGAAGUUUUGGAUAAAAGUCUGGCAAAAUUUUAUGCGAACGCCGAAAAGAAAGACGGCUCAAAGUAUAAAGCAAAUGCUAUGCUAACGCUUCGGCAAGGUCUAAGACGCCAUUAUUUGGACAAGUUUGGAUUUGAUAUUGUUAAUGGAACAAUUGCUCUCCUGCCAGCUAACUGAGCUAAGAAUUAAGAAUAGACACAUACAGCUUUUGUGUGGGAGAAUGGGUUAUGGGGGUGAAGUACUCCUGUUACAAUAAGUGUCACAUUAUAUGUAUAUUUAACCCAAUAGACUCUUUAUGGCCUUAUAUUUCAUCCUGCGGGGUAUAUAUAAGGCCCGCUCUGAUAACCCUAGGGGUAAUGGUCCCUAGGGCUGCCCUGGGGGUAAGGGUCCCCAGAGCUGCUCUGGGGGUAAGGGUCCCCAGAGCACAUGCCAGAAGGGUAGCGACCCCCUCUGACCUUAUUAACCUGAACCAAGGGGUAAGGGUCCCUUGGACAGUUCCUAUAACUCGGCCGAUUAUAUUUACAUUGAAUGAGUCUAUGGGCAUGAAGGUGACCUUUGGGAGCACUUCAACCCCACAAAUACAAUAAAGUGUAUCUGACACUUGAGUGUAUUCCCCAUAGACGAACAAUCCCACUCCCACAACAGCUGUAUUCAUAUAGAGGACAGCUUUUGCCAGAUGAUAGUAAGGCUUGUGCAUGUUUGAGAAUUACCAUCGCUUAUACUACAGCUGGAUAGUCAGGGAGGCCAGGAAAAACCUGCAAUACAGGAAACCUGAAUGGGGCCAAGACAAUUAACCAGCAGCUUCCCCACAAAGCUUCUAUGUUACAACUUCUCAAUAGGAGCGUUGGUAACGCGACAAACAUAGCUCUAUCUUGGCAAUUUUUAUUUAUUUAUUUAUUUUUUUUUAAUUUUUUUUUUUUUUAAAUUCAUUUAUUCUUUCACUCAGUUUUAAGUGAUUUUUGAAGAGACCCAAUAUUCUCUUUGUCUAUCCAAAUCGUUUGCUUGAUGAAGUAACUAAUUAAUAACCAUAGAGGAUUAGAGCGUUUCCAGUUGAGACAUAAAUCUUGGAAUAGAGCCUAUGUUGGCAUAAAACUUUAUUACACUUCCCGAAUGAGAACGUUUAUGAAUUAAAAUACCGUUUGUCUGUUUUCCGGUCGAGAAAACGAUGGUGAAAUGGCAGUCGCGUUUAAUGCAGUGGACGAUAACAGACAGAACAGAUUUUGACUUUUUUGUUUAAUAUUGUUGCAGUUUGCUUGAAGUUUUCAACGUAUCAUAAAAGAAAGUAUUCGUAUAAUACAGUUUCUUGGUUUAUUCGGUAUUGCAUUGGUUGGGUCCUCGCCUGUCUACACUACAGACCAGUUUUGAAUUAUUUGAAAUCCUUAGUUUUAUUAUACAGAUAUGAAAUUGGCAACAAUGUUGAUUGUUUAUACACUGUAUUAUCAUUGUGUUUCCCUCCCAGGUCGAAAGCGUUGCAAUACUGAUAAAUAAAAUAUAUAUACACAGUGCCAGUCAGUGGUGUUAUUUUACCUUUCAUUAUAAACAUAUAUCCAAGCUUUUACAGUCUAUAUAAACUAUAGACAUAGUAAAACACACAUGACAUUGUUAUUGAAUAUUGAGUAUUGUGUCUAUUGAGUAUUGACUGAUUUUAUAUAUCGGCAUCGUGAUUUUUAGAGUACAGUACAUCGUCAAUAUAUACAACUGUCUCUACUGUAUUUUCUUCAAGAAAAGAAAAUUCAACCGCAACGCAAAACAACAUUGUCAUUGAAUUAUUAAAGUAUACUAUGACGUAUAUAGAUAGUAGCGCUAUAUAAUUAUGAUAUUGAUGCCAUGUAGCCUAUCACUGUCUCGGGUUUCAUAGCUGGUCUAAAUUGUAUUGGUAGCAAUAGCUAAAUUUUUUGCCCUCGAGAAAGAGCAAUAUUGCUGAUGUGACUGCUCUCAUAUUCCAGGCAUCACACUGUCGUUAUUUUGAGGGAAGUGUGAACGCCUGAGCAGGCGUCUUGUUCCAUUGAAAAGCACAAAGGCGUCAAAGGUUGACCAAACUCUGGGUACAAGGUUGGGUGGAAAUUAAGUUCAAACUCAGUUGAAACAGAAUUAUAGCUAGAUUAUAUAGUAAUAGUAUAUUAUAGGUAAACAAACAUAAUAUAUGAUAUAUAGUGCCAAAUGGCAAAUGUGUGUAAAAACUGACUUUCGAGUUAUUAUUACACUGGCCUGUAGGCCAAGUGUCUUAAAUCCCUCUUUUUCUGUCUUUUCCUGUUUUUUUCGUAGUCGAGAAAUCGAGUUUGCGUUAGCUCAUCGCAGGCUCAGGGUGCAACGACUAAGCCAAAAUGCCAUCGAUCCCCUCGGUUCCAUGAUUUACAUAGUAUAGUAAUAAGUCCGUAUUUAUGUACGUAAUAGCCGACUCAUGCCAUGCUUGUGGUGCAUUUUUCGUUUAUAUUAGCCCAUACACUUGUACGCACGCGCACAAUUCCGAACUCCAAUGGCGGCUUUUCACAGAGUGAUUCCUAUGGAUUUUACGUUGUGUCGUACUCUGGACUUUCUUGCGUGUUGAAUUAAUGUGUUUUUCUUUGUGUAACGACUCGAAAAUUUAGACCCAGCGAAUUUAUACAAUAUAUAGAAGGAUAUUUAAACAAGGACAAGUUAAAGGUUUGACAGUUUGACUUUUUAUUAAACAACUAUAAAUAUACGUCGUGGACUCAUAACAUCCGUUGUGUACUUGUGUUAAUUUUUGCAUCGCACUCUGGACUUUCUUGCCUGUUGAAUUAAUGUUUUUCUUUUUGUAUUAAAGGAUUUUAGUAAUGCAAUCUAGCAAUGGUGACUUUAAAUUUUAACUAUAGAAUGAUCAGAAUUACGACGAAUUACUGUUAUAAAUUAUCAAUAUCAUGAGAUUAAGUUGAUUCCAAGUUAUAAGAUUUUUUAUAAAUUAUAAUUAAAUAUACACCUUAGCCUACCUUAUAGAUUCAAAGUAUAGCAUUUUUAACAACAAUAUACUUUAUUUAUUAUUUAUUGAAAUUGUAAUUAAUGGUUUUAAUUUUUUCAUAGCAAGAAAAAAGUGCAUUAGAAAAAGGAAAAGAAACGCGGAGUUGAAAGAUGGUAACUAUUACGUAAUCAUAAAGGAUUUAAUAAUGCAAUCUAGCAAAGGUACGCUAAGGUAUUAUUAAUUAUUCAUGUUUAUUUCCAUCGAAGGAUCAGAAGAAACAGGUCCAGUCGCAACCCAACAAGCUGAACUUCAACCUCCGGAAGAUGAGAAGGCACAAGACAAAGGUAACUACUACGUAAUCAUAAAGGAUUUUAGUAAUGCAAUCUAGCAAUGAUGACGUUAAAUUUUAGCUAUAGGAUGACCAGAAUUACGACGAAUUACUGUUAUAAAUUUCAAUAUCAUGAGAAGUUGAUUCCAAGUUAUAACAUUUUUUAAAAAUUAUAAAUAAAUAUAUUUUAUUAAUUAUUCACUUUUUCCCAUUGAAUAAUGUCAGAAGAAACAGGUCCAGUCAUAGCCAAACAAGCUGAACUUUAACCUCUGGAAGAUGCUAAGGCACAAGACAAAGGUAACUACUAAGUAAUCAUAAAGGAUUUAGUAAUGCGAUUCCACAACGAUAACAUUAAAUUUUAGCUAUAGAAGGAUCAAAAUAUGCGACGAAUUGCUAUAAGUUAUCGGCAAUAUCUUGAGACGUUGAUUCAAAGUCUCGCAUUUUUAAUUACAGACUACAGUAUACUUUAUUUAUUAAUUAUUAAAAUUGUAAUGGUUUUAAUUUUUUCAUAGCAAGAAACAAGUACAUAAGAAAAAGAACAAGAAACGCGGAAUUAAAAGAUGGGAUGUCAAAAUAUUACAAGCCAGUCAACCCAAACGGACGAAAAAUGAGACGAUAA
Messenger RNA from Paramuricea clavata, 4011 nucleotides. The record is from the annotation of a GenBank genome assembly. Lineage: Eukaryota; Metazoa; Cnidaria; Anthozoa; Malacalcyonacea; Plexauridae.